Gryllus bimaculatus (two-spotted cricket) is the source of this 1138-nucleotide messenger RNA. The record is from the annotation of a GenBank genome assembly. NCBI's taxonomy places the organism in Eukaryota, Metazoa, Arthropoda, Insecta, Orthoptera, Gryllidae.
GGCUGUCAAGGAAGAAGCACGAAUGAUUAUAUAAUAUUUGCAUAGUCACAUAAUACGAUCUUGAAGAAACUUGACAGGAGGAUGGGUAACGAUUUGUUUGAAGAACUUGAGCAACCACACAUUCCUACCCAGGAAGGAAGCAACUCAGGUUUCACUCGGCAAAUUAACCUGGAAUACAAAGAAUAGGCGACCAGGUUGUCCUUUAAUACUAAGUUAUUUUAAGAGUUGUUAUUUAUCCUGCAAUAAAAAUUUCGCCUAAUUUUCAUUUUGCGUCGAAAACUUGCCAUAUUUGUGGGACCACUUAAAUCUUAAUCAUGAAGAGGAUAUAUUUCAAAAUAUCCUGGAAGUAUUGGGAAUGAAUGGGGAUGAACAAUCUGUAGACGGGUCUGGACCCCCAGAUAACGAGGUUGAACCGCCUGAGAACAAUUCUAGUCAACCUAAUAACGAACAUGAACAGCCCGUUAGUGAUCCCAUACUGCCAGAGAAUGAGCCCAGACAGCUUGCAAACGAGCCCGAAUUACUUGAAAAUGAUUGUGGGCCACCAGGAAAUAAGCCCCAACCACUUGAAAAUGUGCCUGAACCACUUGAAAACAAGCUUCAACCGCCAAACUUCAAUAAUAAGCCUGAACCACCCAUAAAUGAGACAGCAUCACCUACCCAUGCAGUGUAUGUAUCUUGUGAAGAAAGACUUGAGACAUUUUGGUCAUGGCCAAUUUCGUUGGAGGUUCAACCAGAAAAUCUAUAUAAAGCAGGAUUCUUUUACACUGGAAAAAGUGGUAGAAAUGUGCAGCUGGGUGAAUUCCGAUGAUCCUUGGUGUGAGCAUGCUAAAUGGGCCCGAAGUGCCCAUAUCUUCUCCAGGAAAAAGGCAAAGAUUUUGUGGAAAAUGUAUUAAGGAAUCGGAAAACUCCAAAAGCUUCCAAGGACUUGAAAUAUGUUAAAGCCCUUGCAGAACGAAAAAAAUGUAUGAAAUUGAUAAUGCUAUUCUAUUUACAUCAAGGUCAGCUAAUGGAUCAGCAGCUGAUUCUCGGGCAGAUGUAUCUAAAGGGGCAGUUAAGAAAACUGGCUAUUGUGUUGGAUCUAAAGAUGAUGCAGGUAAAGGAAGUAAGGUUAAGGCAUUGAAAGGGUCUCUUUCAGAAU